AUGUUGCUCCUGAACUUUCAGAGCGAGACCCGAGCCCAGGAUCCCCUGAGGUCAGAGAUCAGAGUCAGUGUCAGAGUCAGAGUCAGUGUCAGAGUCAGUGUCAGUGUCAGAGUCAGUGUCAGAGUCAGAGUCAGAGUCAGUGUCAGAGUCAGAGUCAGUGCCAGAGUCAGUGUCAGUGUAAGAGUCAGUGUCAGAGUCAGUGUCAGAGUCAGUGUCAGAGUCAGAGUCAGUGUAAGAGUCAGUGUCAUAGUCAGUGUCAGAGUCAGAGUCAGUGUCAGAGUCAGUGUCAGUGUCAGUGUCAGUGUCAGAGUCAGAGUCAGAGUCAGUGUCAGAGUCAGAGAUCAGUGUCAGUGUUUGAGUCAGUGUAAGAGUCAGUGUCAGUGUCAGAGUCAGUGUCAGUGUCAGUGUCAGAGUCAGAGUGAAUGUCAGUGUCAGAGUCAGUGUCAGAGUCAGAGUCAGAGUCAGUGUCAGAGUCAGAGUCAGUGCCAGACUCAGUGUCAGUGUAAGAGUCAGUGUCAGAGUCAGUGUCAGAGUCAGUGUCAGAGUCAGAGUCAGUGUAAGAGUCAGUGUCAGAGUCAGUGUCAGAGUCAGAGUCAGUGUCAGUGUCAGUGUCAGUGUCAGAGUCAGAGUCAGUGUCAGAGUCAGUGUCAGUGUCAGAGUCAGAGUCAGAGUCAGUGUCAGAGUCAGAGUCAGAGUCAGAGUCAGAGUCAGUGUCAGUGUUUGAGUCAGUGUAAGAGUCAGUGUCAGAGUCAGUGUCAGUGUCAGAGUCAAUGUCAGUGUCAGAGUCAGAGUCAGUGUCAGAGUCAGUGUAAGAGUCAGUGUCAGUGUAAGAGUCAGUGUAAGAGUCAGUGUCAGUGUCAGAGUCAGUGUCAGAGUCAGUGUCAGAGUCAGAAGUCAGUGUCAGAGUCAGUGUCAGAGUCAGUGUCAGUGUCAGAGUCAAUGUCAGUGUCAGUGUCAGAGUCAAUGUCAGUGUCAGUGUCAGAGUCAGUGUCAGAGUCAGAGUCAGUGUCAGAGUCAGUGUCAGAGUCAGUGUCAGUGUCAGAGUCAGAGUCAGUGUCAGAGUCAGAGUCAGUGUCAGAGUCAGAGUCAGUGUCAGAGUCAGUGUCAGUGUCAGAGUCAGUGUCAGAGUCAGUGUCAGAGUCAGUGUCAGUGUCAGAGUCAGUGUCAGAGUCAGAGUCAGUGUCAGAGUCAGAGUCAGAGUCAGAGUCAGUGUCAGAGUCAGAGUCAGUGUCAGAGUCAGUGUCAGAGUCAGUGUCAGAGUCAGAGUCAGAGUCAGAGUCAGAGUCAGAGUCAGUGUCAGAGUCAGUGUCAGUGUCAGAGUCAGUGUCAGAGUCAGUGUCAGAGUCAGAGUCAGUGUCAGAGUCAGUGUCAGAGUCAGUGUCAGAGUCAGAGUCAGAGUCAGAGUCAGUGUCAGUGUCAGUGUCAGAGUCAGUGUCAGUCAGUGUCAGAGUCAGAGUCAGUGUCAGUGUCAGAGUCAGUGUCAGAGUCAGUCAGAGUCAGAGUCAGUGUCAGUGUCAGAGUCAGUGUCAGAGUCAGUCAGAGUCAGAGUCAGUGUCAGUGUCAGAGUCAGAGUCAGUGUCAGUGUCAGUGUCAGUGUCAGAGUCAGAGUCAGUGUCAGUGUCAGAGUCAGAGUCAGAGUCAGAGUCAGUGUCAGUGUCAGUGUCAGAGUCAGAGUCAGUGUCAGAGUCAGUGUCAGUGUCAGAGUCAGUGUCAGUGUCAGUGUCAGUGUCAGAGUCAGAGUCAGUGUCAGAGUCAGAGUCAGAGUCAGAGUCAGUGUCAGUGUCAGUGUCAGAGUCAGUGUCAGAGUCAGAGUCAGUGUCAGAGUCAGAGUCAGUGUCAGAGUCAGUGUCAGAGUCAGUGUCAGAGUCAGUGUCAGUGUCAGAAUCAGUGUCAGAGUCAGUGUCAGAGUCAGAGUCAGUGUCAGAGUCAGUGUCAGAGUCAGAGUCAGAGUCAGUGUCAGUGUCAGAAUCAGUGUCAGAGUCAGUGUCAGAGUCAGAGUCAGUGUCAGAGUCAGUGUCAGAGUCAGAGUCAGUGUCAGAGUCAGAGUCAGUGUCAGAGUCAGUGUCAGAGUCAGAGUCAGUGUCAGAGUCAGUGUCAGAGUCAGUGUCAGAGUCAGUGUCAGAGUCAGAGUCAGUGUCAGAGUCAGUGUCAGAGUCAGAGUCAGAGUCAGAGUCAGAGUCGGUGUCAGUGUCAGUGUCAGUGUCAGAGUCAGAGUCAGAGUCAGAGUCAGAGUCAGAGUCAGAGUCGGUGUCAGUGUCAGUGUCAGAGUCAGAGUCAGUGUCAGAGUCAGUGUCAGAGUCAGUGUCAGAGUCAGUGUCAGAGUCAGAGUCAGAGUCAGUGUCAGAGUCAGUGUCAGAGUCAGAGUCAGAGUCAGAGUCAGUGUCAGAGUCAGAGUCAGUGUCAGAGUCAGAGUCAGAGUCAGUGUCAGAGUCAGUGUCAGAGUCAGAGUCAGUGUCAGAGUCAGAGUCAGAGUCAGUGUCAGAGUCAGAGUCAGAGUCAGAGUCAGUGUCAGAGUCAGUGUCAGAGUCAGUGUCAGAGUCAGAGUCAGUGUCAGUGUCAGAGUCAGAGUCAGUGUCAGAGUCGGUAUCAGUGUCAGUGUCAGAGUCAGAGUCAGUGUCAGUGUCAGAGUCAGAGUCAGUGUCAGAGUCAGAGUCAGUGUCAGUGUCAGAGUCAGUGUCAGAGUCAGAGAUACCUCAGAGCUGA
Molecule: messenger RNA, 2703 nt
Organism: Knipowitschia caucasica
Lineage: Eukaryota; Metazoa; Chordata; Actinopteri; Gobiiformes; Gobiidae
Source: the annotation of a GenBank genome assembly